Molecule: messenger RNA, 3539 nt
Organism: Heterocephalus glaber (naked mole-rat)
Lineage: Eukaryota; Metazoa; Chordata; Mammalia; Rodentia; Bathyergidae
Gene: Hal
Product: histidine ammonia-lyase
Biological process (GO): L-histidine catabolic process
Cellular component (GO): cytoplasm
Molecular function (GO): histidine ammonia-lyase activity
Source: RefSeq, a predicted model, not a curated record
GCUGGCUGGGCCGCGAGGCCGUGCGGCGCUACAUGAAGAACAAACCGGACAACGGUGGCUUCGCCUCAGUGGAUGACGUAUGCUUCCUUGUGCGCCGGUGCAAGGGCCUGGGCUUGCUGGACAACGAGGACUUGCUGGAGGUGGCCCUGGAGAACAAUGAGUUUGUGGAAGUGGCCCAAACGUGGCUCUGUGCUGAUUGCUAAGGGCUCUCGCCCACCUGCUUGUUUCAGUCAUAGAAGGCGAUGCAAUGUCCCCCGACUUCAUUCCCUCCCAACCAGAAGGGGUUUACCUAUACAGCAAAUACCGGGAGCCUGAAAAGUAUAUCGAUUUAGACGGGGACAGCCUAACUACGGAAGAUUUGGUCAGCUUGGGGAAAGGACACUACAAAAUAAAGCUCACUCCCGUGGCUGAGCAAAAGGUACAACGAUCCAGGGAAGUCAUAAACAAGAUCAUAGAGGAAAAAACAGUUGUUUACGGCAUUACUACGGGUUUUGGAAAAUUUGCCAGAACCGUAAUUCCUGUCAAUAAGCUACAGGAACUUCAAGUGAACUUAGUUCGUUCCCAUUCUUCAGGUGUUGGGAAACCAUUCAGUCCUGAAAGGUGUCGGAUGCUCUUGGCACUAAGGAUCAAUGUCUUAGCCAAAGGAUACAGUGGCAUUUCCCUGGAGACCCUCAAACAAGUUAUUGAAAUAUUUAAUGCCUCCUGCUUGCCCUAUGUCCCAGAGAAAGGAACUGUUGGUGCCAGUGGAGACCUUGCCCCACUCUCUCAUCUUGCUCUUGGGCUAAUUGGAGAAGGGAAGAUGUGGUCUCCAAAGAGUGGCUGGGCAGAAGCCAAAUACGUCCUGCAAGCCCAUGGACUGAAACCAGUUGUUUUGAAACCAAAAGAGGGUUUGGCGCUCAUCAAUGGGACGCAGAUGAUCACGUCGCUGGGCUGUGAAGCUGUAGAGAGAGCCAGUGCUAUCGCCCGGCAGGCUGACAUCGUGGCAGCCCUGACCCUUGAGGUGCUGAAGGGCACCACCAAAGCCUUCGAUACUGACAUUCACGCUGUUCGUCCUCAUCGUGGGCAAAUUGAAGUUGCUUUUCGAUUUCGGUCACUCUUGGACUCUGAUCACCACCCAUCAGAAAUAGCAGAGAGUCACAGGUUUUGUGAUCGUGUUCAGGACGCAUACACCUUGCGCUGCUGUCCCCAGGUCCACGGUGUGGUGAAUGAUACAAUAGCAUUUGUGAAAGGCAUCAUUACCACAGAACUGAACAGUGCAACAGAUAAUCCUAUGGUCUUUGCCAGUAGGGGAGAGACAAUUUCUGGAGGAAACUUCCAUGGUGAAUACCCAGCCAAAGCCCUGGACUAUUUGGCUAUUGGCAUCCACGAACUUGCUGCGAUUAGCGAGAGAAGAAUCGAAAGGCUCUGUAAUCCCUCCCUCAGUGAACUGCCCGCCUUUCUGGUGGCGGAAGGUGGCCUGAACUCUGGGUUCAUGAUAGCCCACUGUACAGCUGCAGCCCUCGUUUCUGAGAGCAAAGCCCUGUGCCACCCCUCGUCUGUGGACUCACUCUCCACCAGCGCCGCCACAGAGGACCACGUCUCCAUGGGUGGGUGGGCAGCCAGGAAGGCCCUCAGGGUCAUCGAGCACGCGGAGCAUGUGCUGGCCAUCGAGCUCCUUGCAGCCUGCCAGGGCAUAGAGUUUCUACGCCCCCUGAAAACAACCACUCCGCUGGAGAAGGUCUAUGACCUGGUGCGCUCUGUUGUGAGGCCCUGGAUAAAAGACCGUUUCAUGGCCCCGGACAUCGAGGCAGCACACAGGUUGCUCCUUGAGCAGAAGGUUUGGGAUGUAGCUUCACCUUACAUUGAAAAAUACAGAAUGGAGCAUAUUCCAGAGUCAAGGCCUCAGUCUCCAACUGCCUUUUCACUGCUAUCUCUGCACCAGAAAUCCUCCAAACUUCCAGAGACCGAGGAACUGUAAUGGGCUUUGUCAUAGGUUAGAGCAGAUGGCAUUCAGCUGAACAGAGAGCAGUUCUGUGCUGAAGGAGGGAGCUGGGAACUUGUUCCCCUAAGCCUGACUUGGUUAGGAUGGUAGCAAUAGUAUAGUUGCUCAACCUAGCACAGUGUUCUUGUUCCUGUAGUUUGAGAUGCACUGGGUGUUUUGGGUUAUAGGAGUUUUCUUUCUUUCUUAACAAUAUCAGCAUAGCCAUAAUUACAUGGGUCUGUUUUUUAACUCUUAGCAUUAGAUGAACUCAAAUUUGGAAACAGAUUGAUAGCAUUCUUCUCCAAAAAAUUAGAUUUUAUGAACAUUUUUUUAAAAAUUUGCUUUAAGAAGCUCCUCACCAGUUGACUUUCUUUGGCUGAUUGUACUAUGCCAUAAUAUGGCAAAUGUUCCUCAGUGUGCAUUCAUAAAUAAUCAUUCUAAGUCACGGUUGUUCUGAAGCUACUCUUUCUUCUAUUAGUUGAAUCACAGUAAAGAACAGUCAAUAGGGGCCAGGGAUUUAGCUCAGUGGCUUUGCUGCCUGCUGCGCAAGCACAAGGAACCGAGUUCGAUCUCUGGUACCCGCCCCCCAAAAAAAGAAUAGUCAAUGGGUCUUAAGCCAUUAAAUACAGAGGUGUUAACACGGACAAGAAGUUUUAUGUAGAAAGGAGUACGGAAUGAAUAUAAAGGUUUUGCUAUCUGGGUGGUCCUCGAACUGUGUCUUUCAUACUUAUCAAUAUCACUGCACACAUUGCCUAAGUGUUUAAUGAUAGCUCAAGUCACAGUUUGGAGUUCGUAUUUAUCACUUCCUGUGUGUUAGUACUCAAAUUGCAUGUUUAUGGAAACCCUACUAAACAGCCUCAUGUCACAGAUAAGCGAUCUGUGGGUUCUGACCAGCUCCCUCCCUGCAAUGGUAAUCAUUAAAAUGAGCCCUGUUGACACAAGUCAGACAGACCUGAGGAAUAUUGCCCAAUCUGUGUUUUCUCGCAAGAAGAUAAAGGACCCUCUGGGAAGGCUUCGUGUCAUUGGCCAGGGGAAGAACGGGUUGGAUGACCCCGUGGCUCCCCAGGGCCGAGAUGUAUGACUUUGCACCUAUGUGUGCAGUGGUGUGUGAAGCACCCCAAGCACUCUCAUGGCAGCUGGCCAAGCAAAGGACAGACUCACGUGCCAGCUUGCCGAGCUGAGGACAGUGGUGGUGGACCCCACACUGUUUCACGGCAGGGUCGUCACUCUUAGUUGUACUUUGUCCACAAGAAAGUUGGGGACCCAAGUAAAAUCUUUUGGUUCAGGAAGCAAAACAUGUGCCGAGGAACUUGCUCACCUACAGGCUGUUUUUGGUGCUAUUCUUUGCUAGAAUGGGAACUAGGCCACAGUUGACUCAUCCUCAUACCUGAGCUGCAGUUGAGCCAGUGACCCAGCACCAAUGGCUGCUCUUCACUCCAGUGUGGGAAGGGCUGGAUUCCUACCCAUGCCCAAGGUCCUUCGGGGUACAGUGACCCUUGAUAUGGCUCUGGUAGAAAUUGACAUCACCUGACUUCUAGAGAAUUCCACAGCAAAUAUGGAAUAAACUGUUUUCAAUGGU